CCAACAAAAAGAUUUAUGUGGUGAAGAAAAAUAUUCCAAUAUCUACUACUGAAGGUAACACUGUGAAUGUUUGAAGAUAGUUAAAUCAAAACCACAACAUGGGACGAAAUUUAUUAAUGAGUAGUCUGGAAAACGCUUCAUUCAACAUUGUAUUCCAAAUUUUAUUCCGUUGUGUCACAUUUAUUAUCAAUGCAUGGGUAAUACGUAAUGUAGGCCAUGAAGUCCUUGGUAUAAUGAAUGUUCGGUUAUUGUUAUUAGAGAGUACUAUUCUAUUUUUAAGUCGGGAACCAUUCAACCGUGCCUGUUUAGGCCAAAAAGAUGAGUUUAGUUGGAGUCACAUUAUAAAUCAAAUUUGGUUAUCAGUCCCUAUCAGUUGUGUUUUAUCUUUAUUAUUUGUUUACAUCUGGCUACACAUACUUCCUUCUGGAGACCCUGAAUAUUCUUUUCAAUAUACAUUUGGUUGCUGGAGUGUUGCCCUUUCAUGUGUUUUGGAGCUGUGUUCAGCUAACAUGGCUCUUGUAGCACAGUUGUUUUGUUUUGUUAAGUUUAAAGUUGCUCUGGACACAUUACACAUCUUUGUAAGAACAACAUUAUUUCUAUCAAUUAUAAUUUAUGAUAGAUCUGUAGCUCUUAUCGCCUUUUCAAUAGCACAAGUGGGAAGCAUAGCAACAAUAGUUAUAACUUACUAUAUUUUCUUUUAUUGGUACAUUAAAAAUAAGCCUCUUUAUGCCAAAGGUGCACUUAAAAGCAAGUUUGUGCCUGAACCUGUUUUGCAUAGACUGUAUGACAACAUGGAAGACUUUCAGUUUACUUCAUUGAGAGAUUUCCUGCCUAAAUAUUUGGGCACUGUGAAUUCUACAUUCAACAAAAAAUUGAGUACUCUUACUAUAAGCUUUGCUAAACAAGGUGUUGUAAAACAGUUGUUGACAGAAGGUGAAAAGUAUGUGAUGUCAGUUAGUCCAGUAAUGAGUUUCAGUGAACAGGCUACUUAUGAUGUAGUUAACAAUUUGGGUAGUCUAGCUGCUCGAUUCAUAUUUAGACCUAUUGAGGAUAGUAGUUAUUUCUACUUCACCCAAAUGGUGAGCAGAGAGUUACCACUUCAUAAGCAGGAUAAGUACAAAAUCCAGGAGUCCUGUUCAGUGUUAUCUCAAGUGUGUAAGACUGUUACAUCUAUAGGUUUAAUAGUGUUGAUAUUUGGACAAAGUUAUGCACGAACCUUGUUGAUGUUAUAUGGAGGAGAAGCUUUUGUAGCUAGUGGACUGCCAGUACAAUUGCUUCGCAGCCAUUGCUUGGCAAUCGUUUUGUUAGCUAUAAAUGGAGUGACAGAAUGUUAUACAUUUGCUACUAUGACAAGUGCUCAGUUGAAUAGUUAUAAUUAUUUGAUGGUUUUUUUUUCUGUUAGUUUCUUAUUUUUAUCAUAUGGAUUGACAUAUAUUUUUGGACCUGUGGGCUUCAUUGUAUCUAACUGCAUCAAUAUGUUUGCUAGAAUAAUGCAUAGUAUCCAUUUCAUUAGUAAUAAAUAUAGAGGUACAGAUUAUAAACCUCUGGAAGGACUUUAUGUUGGAAAAAUGUUUCUAAUAGUCCUGUUUGUUGCUGGAUGUAUCUGUAAAUUAUCCGAAAACAAAUUAUCCCACCAUUCUAUAAUCACGCACAUAUUUAUUGGUGCAGUAUGCUUGGUUUUUGUUCUCCUUGCUUGGAUUUACGAAAACAGAGCACUUUGUAUUCAAUUGUAUAAAAAACUUUUUAGAAAAGAUGAUAUUAAAAAACAUUCACAAGAUUAGCAUACGGUUUAAUA
Molecule: messenger RNA, 1795 nt
Organism: Ostrinia furnacalis (Asian corn borer)
Lineage: Eukaryota; Metazoa; Arthropoda; Insecta; Lepidoptera; Crambidae
Product: protein RFT1 homolog
Exons: 1
Coding region: 99-1781 (560 amino acids)
Biological process (GO): glycolipid translocation; dolichol-linked oligosaccharide biosynthetic process
Cellular component (GO): endoplasmic reticulum membrane
Source: RefSeq, a predicted model, not a curated record